This is a messenger RNA of Scaptodrosophila lebanonensis, 1806 nucleotides long. RefSeq lists its product as uncharacterized. The record is from RefSeq and is a predicted model, not a curated record. The coding region runs from base 1 to 915 and encodes 304 amino acids. Lineage: Eukaryota; Metazoa; Arthropoda; Insecta; Diptera; Drosophilidae. The transcript has 2 exons.
AUGACCAGCAUGACUACAGCAGCACCUAUAACUCCACAAUUUUAUCACAUGAUAAGCAUACCCGAGUUUGUGCCAAACAGUGAAACGUUUGCAAUUUGGAAAGAAAAAUUUGAAAUACACAUGUGCGAGCAAAGUGUGAGUGAAGAAAAUGCAAAAAAAUCAACGUUGUUGAAAUCAAUUGGAACAGGCCCGUAUGGUGUAUUACACAGUUUAUGCAGUCCAGAUUCACCUGUAUCAAAGUCAUACAAGGAAAUUUGCGAAAUACUUUCAACGCACUACACACCACCUACACUUGUUUUUCGAGAACGAAAAAAGUUUCAUAUGGCAGUCAAAGGCGAAAAUGAGACAAUUGCAGAAUGGUAUGCCCGUUUAAAACAGUUGGCAUGUAGCUGUAAAUUUGGUGUCUAUUUGGAAGCAUUCGUACUUAACCAAUUUGUGAUGAGUCUUCCUAAUGCAAUAUUUGAACGCAUGUGCGAAGAAGAUGAACGUCUAUCUCUUUCUGACGCACUAAGAAAGGCAAUGAUAAUGGAGACCAAAGAUUUUGCAAAGAGGACAGGAGAGAACAUCAGUUACGUGAACAGAAGCAGCGCAAAUCAAAGAAAAAAGCGAAACUGCAACAAUAGAAACAACGGCAGUUAUGACACUGGAAGUUUCAAGGGCAACGGAAGAUCACAUGGGAUGAACUUCAAAAGCAGUAGCAGCGACGGUAGUGACGGCGACGCAGGCAGAGGCAAAAAGCAGCAGAAAUUCUGUGUGCACUGUGGUUGGAAAAAUCAUCGAUCUGAAGAGUGCAAGUACAAACAUCUAAAUUGUCACACUUGUGGGAAGAAGGGUCAUUUGGCGAGCGUAUCGUGGCACCAACUUCUUCUGGUGAGGUUUACGUGUUACCGGUUACAAUUGAUGGUUGUAACAUGAACGUCACUUGCGAUACUGGAGCAUCUUGUACAAUUAUUCCAUAUUCAGUUUAUGAGAAGGCAGUGAUGAAGAAGCCGCUCAGAGAAUGUAAUGUUCCGUACAUGGACUACAAUGGUCGUCUUAUUGAAAUUGUCGGUGAGUACGAUGCAACAAUUGAAUAUCGAGGCAUAAGAAAAGAAAUGGUUAUAGUAGUUGCGAAAACAAUGAGUCCAGCUUUACUUGGUAGAACAUUUUUGAGAUCGUUUAAUUUUGAAUUAGUUCAAGUUAACAAUGUUAGCGAAAGUGAACAACUCUCUGUACUUACAAAACAAAUAAAAAGUGAAUUUGCAGAUGUGUUUAGACCCGAAUUAGGUUCUUUUAAUGGGAGCAAAAUUAUGUUACAAAUAGCGGAAAACACCAAGCCAAUAUUUUUCAAGCCUAGGCCGCUACCAUUAGCAUGGAAAGACCGCGUUGAACAAAAAUUACGCGCUUUGAUUGAGUUAGGAGUUUUAGAACAAGUUGAUAGUUCUGAUUGGGGAACCCCAUUGGUUCCGAUUCUUAAGCCAGAUGGUGAUAUAAGAAUUUGUGGAGACUACAAAGUUUCCGUAAAUAGAUCAUUAGUCGAUGUACGAUAUCCGUUACCACGAAUUGAUGAUAUUUUUGCAGCACUUCAAGGAGGCGUAUUAUACACUAAACUUGAUUUAAGCAAUGCUUAUAACCAGUUGCACCUAGAUGAGCAAUCUCAGUUGUUGUGCACAUGGAGCACACAUAUUGGACUUUUAAAAGUCAAACGAUUACCUUUUGGUAUAAAAACAGCAGCAGCAAUAUUCCAAAAGACAAUGGAAUGUUUAUUCCAAGGAAUAAAAGGAGUCGUAGUUUAUCAGGACGACAUUACAGUAACAGGAAGCAAUC